Microthlaspi erraticum is the source of this 1404-nucleotide messenger RNA. NCBI's taxonomy places the organism in Eukaryota, Viridiplantae, Streptophyta, Magnoliopsida, Brassicales, Brassicaceae. The record is from the annotation of a GenBank genome assembly.
AUGGAAGAAUUGCCAGACCAUUUAAUUUGGGACAUUCUCAGAAAGCUUCAUCAAACCAAUGACAGAAACUCUGUUUCAUUGUCCUGCCGUCGAUUCUACUCGCUGGACAAGGAGCAAAGAAACUCUCUCCGUGUUGGAUGUGGUUUAGUUCCUGCAACCGAUGCCUUGCUUACUCUCUGCAGGAGGUUUCCGAAUCUGACCAAAGUAGAGAUCAUGUACUCUGGUUGGAUGUCAAAACUUGGCAAACAACUUGACGAUCAGGGCCUUCUUCUCCUCUCCACCAACUGCCAUUCUCUCACUGAUCUCACUCUUAGCUACUGCACUUUCAUCACCGAUGUCGGCAUUCGACAUUUGUCCUCGUCUUCGGAGCUUUCUUCUCUUAAGUUAAAUUUCGCUCCAAGAAUCACCGGUUGUGGGCUAUUGUCACUUGCCGUAGGAUGCAAGAAACUCAGGACACUUCAUCUCAUUCGAUGCCUAAACGUGGCGAGCGUCGAGUGGUUGGAGUAUUUCGGGAAGCUUGGGAUUUUAGAAGAGCUCUGCAUCAAGCACUGCAGAGCGAUUGGGGAGCGUGACUUAAUUAAGCUCGGGAAUAGCUGGCGGAAGCUUCGGAGUCUGCAGUUCGAGGUUGACGCCAAUUACAGGUACAUGAAGGUUUAUGAUCAGUUAGCUGUGGAACGGUGGCCGAAACAGUUGGUUCCUUGUGACAAUCUUGUAGAGCUAAGCCUUGGGAAUUGCAUCAUAGCUCCUGGUAGAGGGCUCGCUUGUAUGCUGAGCAAAUGCAUGAACUUAGAGAAGCUUCAUCUUGACAUGUGCACCGGUGUCAGCGACUCGGACAUCGUAGCUUUGGUCAAGAAAGCUAAACACCUUAGAACCAUCACACUCCGUUUGCCAUCUGAUUUCACUCUGCCUCUCUUAAACAGCAUCACCUUCAGAUUAACCGACGAGAGCCUCGGUGCCAUAGCUCAACACUGCUCAAGUCUGGAGUCUUUCAAGAUCUCCUUCUCGGACGGGGAGUUUCCUUCGCUCUUCUCUUUCACCUUACAGGGGAUAAUCACACUGAUCCAGAAUUGCCCAAUACGCGAGCUUUCUCUCGACCAUGUGUGUUGUUUCGACGACUCUGGCAUGGAGGCUCUGUGUUCGGCUCAGAAUCUAGAGAUGUUGGAGCUUGUCCAAUGCCAGGAAGUGAGCGACGAGGGCUUGAUUCUGGUGAGUCAGUUUCCUUCCCUCACAGGACUGAAACUAUCCAAGUGUUUGGGAGUCACAGACAAUGGAUUGAGACCGCUUGUUGGGUCUCAGAAGCUUGACUUGCUUGUGGUUGAAGAUUGUCCUCAAGUUUCAAGAAGAGGUGUUUAUUGUGCUGCAACGUCUGUAUCUUUCAGGCAAGACUUGUCAUGGAUGUAUUGA